Messenger RNA from Pistacia vera, 1368 nucleotides. Its product is annotated as GDSL lipase-like. Gene Ontology annotation, molecular function: hydrolase activity, acting on ester bonds. The record is from RefSeq and is a predicted model, not a curated record. Bases 197 to 1354 code for a protein of 385 amino acids. The transcript is spliced from 5 exons. NCBI's taxonomy places the organism in Eukaryota, Viridiplantae, Streptophyta, Magnoliopsida, Sapindales, Anacardiaceae.
GAUUGACGACCCGCCAUUAAAGGGAUUAAUAUUGUAGCUUCGCCAUAGUUGCAUCAAAAUCUUUCUGUCAACGUAUAAUAAAAACGAUUUGAAAGUUCAGUACGCCAGGCCCUGCCAUUGAUGAACACACUCUCAGCAUAUAUAAAUUAGGUGAAACCAGAGGCAAAAUCGGUGCACAAAACAUUUGAAAAGAAAUAUGGUUUCAGCCAUGCAAAGUUUAGGGUUUCUUUAUAAUUGUGUCGUCUCACUCUUGUUAUUUUUCGCCACAACAAGCUGCUGCCACGCCGAGUCCAACAAUCACACUGCCCUUUUUGUGUUUGGGGACUCUGUGUACGAUCCUGGAAACAAUGACUUCCUGAAUAUCAGUAUUGUUUACAAGGCGAAUUUUCCACCUUAUGGGGAGACCUUCUUCAAGUUUCCAACUGGAAGAUUUUCGGAUGGCCGUUUGAUCCCUGAUUUUGUUGCCAAGCAUGCAAACUUGCCUUACUGGAAGCCGUAUUUAGCACCUGGACAUCAUGAGUUCGUUAAUGGAGCCAAUUUUGCCAGUGCGGGAUCUUGCGUUCUUACUGAAAGUGACCCGAAUACAAUUAACCUUCAUAUGCAGUUAAGAUAUUUCAAGAAUGUUUCCAGUUCAUUGAAGCAGCAACUAGGUGAAACAAAGGCGAAGAAGUUACUCAAAAAUGCAGUAUAUUUGUUUAGUUCUGGAGGCAACGAUUGCUGGCUGUUCGAAUUUACAAAACCAAAUGCUACACAAUCACAAAAGCAAGAAUAUACAAACUUGGUGAUUGGAAACAUUACAGAGGUUUUCAAGGAAAUACAUAAAGCAGGAGGAAGAAAGUUUGCCUUCCAAAACAUUGCGUUCAUGGAUUGCCAACCAGAAACCAAGCAAUCAUACGGUCUCAACGAAGAUGAAUGCUAUCAAGACAUUUCAGAACUGGCUUUGCUUCUCAACAAUGCCCUUGCCAAUGCCACAAGGCAACUAGAAACCCAAUUACCAGGAUUCAAAUACUCCAUUUUUGAUUACUACAACUUACUUUUUGAUAUGACUUAUAAUCCAUCCAAAUAUGGGUUGAAGGUGGUGGAAUCCGCAUGUUGUGGCACCGGGACAUAUCGGGGCUCUGACUGUGGAAUCAGUGAUUAUGAUCUAUGCUCUGAUCCUUCUACCUAUAUGUAUUGGGACGGUGAGCAUCUUACAGAGUAUGUUAACUCUCAGGUGGUUGAGCAAUUAUGGAACGGAGGAACCAACAUUUCAUCACCUUUCAAUAUGAAGCAAUUAUUUGAACUUGAGCUUGAUGCUGAGAUCCAGAUUAAAAAUGCUUCAGAAUAUGACAAUGGCGCAUUAGCUGAUGAAUAAAUCCAUAGAAUAGA